Chelonoidis abingdonii (Abingdon island giant tortoise) is the source of this 1174-nucleotide messenger RNA. The record is from RefSeq and is a predicted model, not a curated record. NCBI's taxonomy places the organism in Eukaryota, Metazoa, Chordata, Testudines, Testudinidae.
AAUUUGCAACUUGGAGACGGCACCGGUGGCAGAACUAAGAAUCCAGCUCCCAGCCCCCGAGCCACCAGCUCUGCAUGGCGCUAACUCUCCUUCUGCCCGUGCUGGCCUGUCUCCAGAUCCUCCCCCGGCCGGCGGCCCCCGCAGAUGAAGCUUCCCUGAAGCCAUUGCUGACCGUGAGCCCAGAAUAUUCCACCUACCGUGUUGGCAAUUCUGUUACCUUCACAUGCUUAACACCCAAAGGGCACCAGGCCAUGCAAUUCCAGUUUCUAAGGGAUGAAGCUGAAGUGGACUUUCCAGAGACCCAGAGUCAGCUUCUGCAUACCUACAAUCUGCCUAGUCUAAAUGUGCAUGACUCCGGGUCCUACCGCUGUAAAUACUGGCCACUUGGGCAGAAGAUCCCAUCCAAACUGAGUGAUCCUAUCACCCUAAAUGUCUACGACCGACCACCACCACCCUCACUCUCUCUGGACCCCCCCUGUCUUGAGUACCUGCUGGGGGAACAGGCAACACUCAGCUGCGUAGAUCCCGAAGUCGGGGAGGUGACGGGAUACAGAUUCUACAAUGAAAGAAGUGGGGACAACUCCACCUAUGCCCCUGACCCAAGUAGGGGAGCCAAACUGGUCUUCCUUGCACUUCACAUGGCUGAUGCUGGACCAUAUAUAUGCAAAUACUGGAGAGCACAGAAUGGGCAAGAGAUACUGUCGGUGGGAAGCCAACCAGUCUCUGUUUCAGUGCUGGAACCUCCUUCCCAACCGGCACUGAUCCUGGAUCCCCCGUCUGGAGUGAUUAAGGAAGGGCUCCCCCUGCUGAUCACCUGCAUGGCCCCCAGGGACACCGGUGAGCGAAGGUUCCACUUCUACAAGGAUGGAGUUGAGUUCAUCCCUGGGAACACACCAUCUCAGAUCAACACCACAGGGCCAGCGUCUGGCUCUAUGAAUGUCUCUGUGCUCAGCAUCCCACGGGCUGGUCCCCACAGCACUGGGAAAUUCACCUGCGGGUAUGAGGAGAAAGUGUGCCAGAAGUGGGUCCAGUCCCCCAGGAGCCAGGCUGUGAACAUCACCGUGACAGUCUCUGCAGCAGAUAAAGUUUUCCUGCUCCGGUUCCUGGUAGUAGGUGGUUCCUUCUUCAUCAUCAAUGGCCUCAUCUUCCUCAUCUCCCACUGCUGCCUGUAGCA